CUUCCAAAUGUGGCUUUCUUUCCCCGGGUCCACAGUGUCCAAUUCAUGGAGUUUUUGGAAGUGGAGAACCAGGAUGACUACUACAGCACAGGAGCUUGCUAUAUCUACACCCAGGACCAGCAAGGGGUGCAUGUCAUGUAUGACGAAGCCUUGAGUCAUCUGAAGGAACUGGAGACAGAGCUUCUGCUUGUGGCCAGCCAUUACACUGAGAAAGAAAAAGGUCACAAAGAAGGCAGCAAGUCAAAUACUGGCCAGGACUGGGGAUGGGCCCAUGCAGGAGUGGAUAGAUUUGCUGUGCUGUAUGACAUGUGGUCUUGGGAAGCAGCUCGUCGAGAAAAUAAGUGCUAGCUUCUUGACAGUUACUUUGAAGCCUACCAGCAUGUGUGGGACCCUAAGGAGAGGCUGGCCUUAGCGUAAGUGAUCACUGACAUCAUGCACAGGUGCCCAAAGUUUGAUCUCAGCCCCUAUUUCAUUAAGGCCUACCAAGACGAAUGCACCUGCCUGCGGCUUCACCUGCAGCUAGUGAGCGGCGUCCUCAACCAGCACGUGAUAUGUCCAGAGGUUUGGCAAGAAGGCCGUCCAGAUGAUAGCAGUAACUUUGGACUUCCCCUUAACAUCAUUUGCAAACAACUUAUUUCCAUCAGCAAUAACUGCCCAGCUUUGAAAAACGUUUAUCUGCUGGAGUUCCACCCUUCCCUGGGCCUGGCAUCACUCAUUCCCAGGGCCUUUGAGCACUUCUUCCCAGAGGCUCACAUCAGCCUGCGGCCUGGCCUUGCAGGAGAGACACGUACUAUGGCUGGCCUGGAUCUGUGGCUCACCCGGGCCAAGCCCGAGUCCUGGUACAGUGCACAGCUCCAGAAAGAUCUUUUUUCAGCUAAAAUGAUGGGAGAUCCCUUUCUUGUGGGGGAGCUAGGCCUCCUUACACUCAAGUCUGCAGCAGCCAAAGGAUAGAACCAAGGUCAAGAUUUUCAUAUGCUGCUCUUGGAGAUGUUUUCCUAACUUCUGGAACUUGUGACCCUCCACCACCAGCUGAUAGAAAUGAUGCUGGAGAGUGUACACUUAGCUCAUCUCUAUGAGGAAAUGGCUUGGGAGAUGGGUUUUGAAGAGUUCCAUUUAUAUCUGAGGCCUGUUCACUUUGAAUUUGCAUCACACAAGGACAAGAUGGACCAUUCACCUCCUGUCUUUAUCACCUCUCUGCUGGAGAACAGUGAUCAUGUAGACAGAGGGCAGCGUCACUGGCCCUCACAUGUGGGACUCUUGUUCCAUUCAGAAGUGGAAAAUAUGCAAGUCACCCUUGCAUGUCAAGCUGCUCCAACAAAUGCUUUGAUGGUAACUGUCCAGCAGGCAUCCUUCUAUUACACUCCCAGAGGGGGCUGUCCUGCUCAUGUCAAGGUGAGUCUAAGACGGAGAAGACUGAGCCAUGCUACUACUACGCCCGCUCAAGUCAGGCUGCCCCUUUUCCUUCCCUAGUUUCCUCUUUCCCUCCUACCUCCCUCCCUCCUUCGGCUUCUCCCACCCCUUCCUCCU
This is a messenger RNA of Hipposideros armiger (great roundleaf bat), 1527 nucleotides long. It is a transcript of the gene CCDC162, whose product is annotated as coiled-coil domain containing 162. The record is from RefSeq and is a predicted model, not a curated record. Lineage: Eukaryota; Metazoa; Chordata; Mammalia; Chiroptera; Hipposideridae.